AACAACAUCCUAUCCCUUUUUCCUCUCUCUCUUCUCUCUAUAUCUUUCUUAACCUCAAAAGGAGAAGACCACCCCUCCUUCACUCUAAUUUCUAUAAGAGUUUCAACAUUUCACAACAUAAAAGUUAUUGCACAAAAUCAAACUUAUAUAUACAUACAUACAUAUAUCUUAUUUCAUCAACGUUGAAGAACAACAAGUACUAAUUGUACUCAUCUUAAUUAUAUUACAAGUACAACUUUAGGGUUUUUGUUAUCAUAAGUGAAAUGAUGGCUUCUCCUUCAGAACUAAGCCUUGAGUGUAAACCUCAAAGCUACUCUAUGCUCCUUAAAUCAUUCGCCGGCGAUCACAAUAACUCAUCAGACAUACAAACAACACACAAGCUUGAAGAAUACCUUAAUCGUCUCGAAGAAGAACGCCUUAAGAUUGAUGCUUUCAAGCGUGAGCUACCUCUUUGCAUGCAACUUCUUACCAAUGCCAUGGAGUCCUCAAGACAACAGUUACAAUCUUGCAAAGGAAAUCAAGGAGGAAGACCAAUUCUUGAAGAAUUUAUGCCCUUAAAACAUUCAAACUUAGAAGGUUCUGAUCAAAAACUAACAAACAUUUCUGAUAAAGCCAAUUGGAUGGUAUCUGCACAACUAUGGAGUCCGGCAAAUGGAGACGCGAAUAAGCAACAAUCUUCAACGUUGCCUAAAUCCGAAGCUGAAAAUGCAUUCAAUAUCAGCAGCCCUAAACUUGCAUUAGACAACAAUCAAAGAAAUGGAGGAGCUUUUCUUCCAUUUGCAAAAGAACGAAAUUCGAUCCUUGAUAAUUCAAGCUUAAGGUCACUUCCUGAUUUGGCUCUAGCAUCUAGUGAAAGAGAUGUAGAAGAUAAUAACAGAUUAGAGAGUGAAAAUGGAUUAAGUGGAUCAAGGAGUGAUAAUUCUAGUAAAGGAGGAAAUGCCAUGGUUGGUAUGGCGGCUAUAGAUAGCCAACCACCUACCGCGACAACCACUACCACCACCACUACCACCACCGCACAGGCUAAUAGGAAGGCGAGGCGGUGUUGGUCACCGGACUUGCACCGACGAUUUGUCAACGCUCUUCAAAUGCUUGGUGGUUCUCAAGUGGCUACCCCUAAACAAAUUAGGGAGUUAAUGAAGGUUGAUGGUCUCACCAAUGAUGAAGUGAAAAGUCAUCUCCAGAAAUAUAGACUUCACACAAGAAGGCCAAGCCCAAGUCCCCAAACAGCAGGAGGGCCACCACCACAGCUGGUUGUGUUAGGAGGAAUAUGGGUCCCACCAGAAUACGCCACGGCAGCGGCCGCGGCGCAUGGAGGUGGACCCACAAUCUAUAGUACUCACCCAACAAGUCAAGUAUCAUCACACUAUUGUUCACCAACAGUGCCACCAGAUUUUUACCCACAACUAUCAGCACCACCACAAGCUCACCCUCAAGCACUGCACCACCCAGCCCUACAUCACCAUCACCACCACCACCAGCUCCAUGUUUACAAAACCGCCUCGCACACACAGACUCGAAGCUCACCGGAAUCAGAUGCUCAGGGAGCCGGUGCUGGCCGGUCCGAAAGCAUCGAAGACGGCAAGUCCGAGAGCAGUAGCUGGAAAGGUGAAAGUGGGGAAGAUGAAGAGAGAAAGAAGCUUGCAGCAUUUAGAGAUGAUGGUGAUCAAGAGAGUAAUGGCAGUGAGAUUACUCUUAAGUUCUAGUGUUCUAGGGUUAGAGUUAGGAUUAGGGUUUGAGUUUCUAACUUUUGUCCUCAUUCUUGUGUGAAUUAUCUGUGUAGAUUGGGAGGGUAAUUAAAUUAAAUUAAAGAGGCAGGCCAUAAAACAGAAAGUGAUGAGUGUUUGUUACUUUGUUUUGCUAACUAUUAUUCCUUUAAGUGAUGUCUUAUUCACUAUCCAAUGAUAAAAUUCAUCAAUAGAUUU
Messenger RNA from Beta vulgaris subsp. vulgaris (sugar beet), 1922 nucleotides. Its product is annotated as myb family transcription factor EFM. The coding region runs from base 264 to 1703 and encodes 479 amino acids. Lineage: Eukaryota; Viridiplantae; Streptophyta; Magnoliopsida; Caryophyllales; Amaranthaceae. The record is from RefSeq and is a predicted model, not a curated record. The transcript has 4 exons. Gene Ontology annotation, biological process: regulation of DNA-templated transcription. Gene Ontology annotation, molecular function: DNA binding; DNA-binding transcription factor activity.